Molecule: messenger RNA, 2552 nt
Organism: Leptinotarsa decemlineata (Colorado potato beetle)
Lineage: Eukaryota; Metazoa; Arthropoda; Insecta; Coleoptera; Chrysomelidae
Biological process (GO): proteasome-mediated ubiquitin-dependent protein catabolic process; multicellular organism development
Cellular component (GO): cytoplasm
Molecular function (GO): ubiquitin conjugating enzyme binding; ubiquitin protein ligase activity
Source: RefSeq, a predicted model, not a curated record
UUGAGUAUUUCACAUACGCCCAAGUACAGUUACUUUUAUAAAUACCUAUUAAAGGAAACAAAUUACCAGAAAAUGGAAGAUAAUACAACCGACAUAGUUCUUAAACAACUUACAUCUCACAAGUGCACUUUUUGUGGUGGUUGGUUGUCAAUUCCACCAGUAAUGACGGUUUCUGAUGAUGGUAGUGGUGGUACAGGACAACAGUGUGGAAGAUGUAAACACAUCAAAUGCAGGGUAGCUACAAGAAACACAAUUUUUGAGAAUGUGGCCAAGCAUUUACAAUUUUCUUGUAUUCAUGAAAACUGCCAAGAAAAUAUUCCAUGGAGAGAAGUGGAUUCACAUGAAAAAAGAUGCCCUCACAGAAGAUUCAAAUGCCCUGUUUACUAUGAAGAUUGUGAAGAACAUAUCGAAAUUAGUCACUUCAAAAGUCACAUGCAGAUGAUGCAUAAGAAAAAUAUAUAUUACGAGAAAAUAGUUGUGGAGAUGAUCAAUACAGUUUCAACACAAGUGUGUUUACUAAUUGUCCAUAGUUUACAGUUUCUUAUUUUAUUCUCUGAAGACCAAAUUUGUGCUACAUCAUUACAAUCCAUUAAUAACAAUUUUCAUUAUCAUUUGAGGUUCAGCAGUUUUGUUAAACCAUCUAUUUCUCUCUCGUAUGAAAAUAUAUCCAUCAAUGAAUAUCAUGAACGAGAAAGCUGUUUUAAAUGUUUGAAGAAACAAUGUGCUUUGAGGAUUCAUCCAUAUGCCAAAAAUAUUACAGAUGACAGUGAUAAUAGAAACAAAAAACAUAUAAUCAAUUUCAAUUGGAAAAAUGUUAGUUCAAUAGUUGGAAAUCACAUAUUAGUUACUUUGAAAGUAACCCCCACAACUAACCAGGAGUUAUUUCCAGAAGAACUGGAAGCUGCUGAUAAUAAUGAACACAUUAAAAAAACCCUUGAAUGCCCAAUAUGCACAAAAUAUAUGACAAAGGAAAUUUAUUCAUGUGAAAUUGGUCAUCUUCUCUGUAACGAAUGCAAAUCCAAAGUGACCCUUUGCCCAUCAUGCCAAGCACCUAUUGGUUGUGCCAGAAAUUAUGCCCUUGAAUCUAUGGCAGAGAAUGUAAAUAUUCCAUGCAAAAAUGAUAAUAAGGGAUGUGUCUUUGUAGGAAAGUUACACAUGCUUUCAAGACAUGAAGACAAUUGUUCCUACAAUGCACAGUAAUAUUGAUAACCUUAGGAUCAGCAGGUAUGGUGGAAGUAUAUUCCACAUUUCGGAUUUUCAAGAAUAAAAUCUACUUAUAUAUUGUUAAGAGUGUUGACAUUUAUGUACCUAUCCAUAAUUUGUAGUUGAUUUAUAUUCAUCAGUCCAUCUCGAAAAGUAAAAAUAAUUUUUACUUUUCGAGUAAAUCAGAAAUAGGAACACUACAAAUUUUAGGAACUUUUUUCAGAAAAUAACAUAAUAUACUGGUGUGUUACCUAUUAUGCUAGUGAAAGUUUUCUGCUUUUGAAAAAAUUGAAUAUUUUUGUUUUUGCAAAAUCUGAAAUGUCCUCACUAUAAUGCAUUAGUUAUGAUUUCUCACAUUUUGAAAUAAAUAAUUUCUACUUUCACUGUAUAGGGCUGAGGAAAUAAUUCAAAUAUUAGUAACCUGUAAUGGCCCGAAGAUACUGAUAACUAUAAGGGAAUUUCACUAGAACUCUCAAAAGCAGGUAAAAUGUUGUGUUUAUCAGUUUUCCUGUGCUAUUUGUCAGAACAUGAUUUGGAAACUUUUGUUUUUAUUUUUGCAGGUUAUGUACAAAAAAAUAGUUUUUGAUUUUUUUCUAUACUUUCUGAAUUUGAAAAAUAUUUAGUACUGUAGCGAUACUUCCCAAUAAUACGAUACUAAUGUCAAUGAGCCAUUAACGUGUUUUGCUAACUCCAUAUAAUACAUAUAUGAAGUUAGAUUUAUCUAUAUUUGAUACUAAUGGAAAUUUGUUUUAGGGUUUACUUGGGGCCUGUGAAAGAAAUAUAGUUACAGAAAAUUAUUACUAGAUUCAUUUCACUUUACAACUUUAUUAUGGUAGAUAAUCUGUUACCGAUUUUGUUAGACUAACCAUUUUUACUUUUUUUAAGUUUGUUAUGAAAAAUAUGUAAGUUUUAUUUCAAUUUUUAAUUUUGAUCUGAAAUACUUCACAACUUUAUUGUGGUAGAUAAUAUGUUAUUGAUUUUGUUAGAUUUAGGUAGUACUUACCUUAUUUGUAACUUUGUUGGUAGACUAACCGUUUUUAUUUUUUUUAAGUUUGUUUUGAGAAACAAAAGUUUUAUUUCUAUUUUCAACAUAGAUCUGAAAUGCGUCACAACUCUAUUAUGGUAGAUAAUAUGUUACUGUUUCUGUUAGAUAUAUGUAGUUCUUACCUUAAUUUCAAUUUUGUUGAUAAACUAAACAUUUUUUACUUUUUGAAGUUUGUUUUAGAAAAUAUUUUUAUUUUUAACAUAGAUCCGAUAUACUUCAUAACUCUGUUGUGUUAAGUAAUAUGUUACUGUUUUUAUUAGAUUUAAGUAGUACUUACCUUAAUUUCAAUUUUGUUGAUAGACAC